This is a messenger RNA of Ylistrum balloti, 1197 nucleotides long. Its product is annotated as monoacylglycerol lipase ABHD2-like. Gene Ontology annotation, molecular function: acetylesterase activity; monoacylglycerol lipase activity. Gene Ontology annotation, biological process: steroid hormone receptor signaling pathway; acylglycerol catabolic process; medium-chain fatty acid biosynthetic process. NCBI's taxonomy places the organism in Eukaryota, Metazoa, Mollusca, Bivalvia, Pectinida, Pectinidae. Gene Ontology annotation, cellular component: sperm plasma membrane; sperm flagellum. The transcript has 8 exons. The coding region runs from base 1 to 1197 and encodes 398 amino acids. The record is from RefSeq and is a predicted model, not a curated record.
AUGAUGGAAAUAUGGUCGUUUCUGGGAAUAUUACUUUUGUAUUCCAUUUUUCGCCUUCUUCACUGGAGUAGUUUGCCGUCAGCUCCGACGCUCUACUGGAAAGAAGGGUCGAAAUUCGUCCAAGAGAUUAUCAACUCAUGUCCAUUUCUAACCGAACCAUACAAGCCGCCGUUAUGGUGGGGAAAGAGUGGCCAUAUACAAACCAUUGUCUAUGCAAAAUUAGGUAGAGUUAGCUCCCCUUUCCCAAAGGGAGAACGUCACUAUAUUGUCCUGUCAGAUGGCGCCACCAUGGUCUAUGAUGUAUUUCAACCACACAGAGCUCAUGAAUCGGGAGGCGACUACACCAUUACUGUGUGUCCAGGAAUUGCGAAUUCCAGCGAGGCAUCUUACAUCUGUACAUUUGUUAACUACGCCCAGGAGAACGGCUACCGUGUCACGGUUCUAAAUCAUCUCGGAGCUAUACGAAGUGUGAAACUUACCAGCUCAAGAAUUUUCACAUAUGGUGGUACCGAAGAGUUCCACACCAUGAUACAGGAAGUUAAACAGUUGUACCCUGGGAGUAACCUUAUUGCCUGUGGGUUUAGCAUGGGUGCUAAUAUUGUCGUCAAAUACCUUGGCGAGAAACCAACAAACCAGCAACAAUUCCUCUGUGCCUUAUCAAUCUGUCAGGGUUACGAUGUCAAUCAUGCCACGUCACUUCUGCUCGACUGGAGGUACUUACGUCGUGUGUAUCUUUAUGUGAUGACGGCCAAUCAGAAAGGCAUGAUGAGUCGACACCAUGACAAGCUGAUGGAUCCAAAACUUCUCAAAAGCCAUAACAUAGACAGAGAAAGAGUUUUCAACUCAACCUCACUCGUUGAAAUUGAUGAGCUGUACACCAGGAGAAGACUUGGCUUUGAAUCUCUAACAGAUUAUUACAGCUGGUGCAGCUGUCAGCCAUUCAUGCAUGACAUUGAAAUUCCUUUGUUUCUACUAAAUGCUGAAGAUGAUCCCAUUGUGCCCAUGACUUUGGUCGAUGUAGCGAAGGACUAUGCUGUAAAACACGACAAGAGUCUGCUAGCUGUGACGAAACAUGGUGGCCAUCUUGGAUACUUUGAGGGGCGUGGUUUGUGGGCUGACCCUAUCACUUGGCUGGAUCGUUCUAUUAUUCAAUACACCAAUGCUAUCAUUGCCUUUCACAUCCGUGGAAAAUUGUGA